AUGGGCAGAGCAGAAGCAAACAUGAAGCCCAGGGCCACGAAGACGAAGUGCGCGCUGUUUUGGCACCGCACUCACGGACAGCAUGGAACUGCACGCGGGUGGGGCCCGCUUGGCGGAGUAUCGCCUCCCGCGAUUCUUGGGGCGGUUUUGAUCCAGCCAUUGCGCGGGGUUGGCCGGCAGGCGCGGGGGUGCUUCACUGUCGCAAAAACAAGAUUUAUGAAGAUCAAGGCGGUGCCAGCGACAACAUGGGGGCCGAAAUGUAAAAUACUGCGUCCGCUGCUCAAGACCCUCGCUGGUGGGUCCACAAACUCCUCUACGGGGCAGUGGCGCGCUGCAACACGGCUUCGCUGUCGGCGCCGGAGCGCCUGGAGAAGUUCCACACCCGCGCCGCCGGCGUCAUCGCUGGCGUUCGCGUCGGGGCUUCUCGGGCAGCUGCUGAAGAGGAGGCUCGCCUUCUCUCGCUGGAGGGCGCUGCGUCGAUGCGGGGUACCCAGUGCUAUCUGCAGUCGUGCGUGCGCAGUGGCGAGGUUAGAGCGCCACGCCGAGGCUCUUUUCCCGCCUUCCAACCCGACACACUCAGCCCUCCGCCUGAUGGCGGGGAAGUUGCACGAGCAUAGGUGA
Molecule: messenger RNA, 621 nt
Organism: Trypanosoma conorhini
Lineage: Eukaryota; Euglenozoa; Kinetoplastea; Trypanosomatida; Trypanosomatidae
Exons: 1
Coding region: 1-621 (206 amino acids)
Source: RefSeq, a predicted model, not a curated record